CUUGAUCACUCUUACCAAUCUAGUUGCUUUGGUCGGAAAAAAGAAGUUAAAAAAAAAAUUGGAUUAAACGAUUCGGAUGGUUUCGCAGAUGAUCUCGUGUUUAACUAAAUCUCCAUCUCUUUUCUGCAUCUCUGGUCCCCGGAGUUUAAUUCCGCCGAAGACUUAUAACCGCGGCGGUUUGUACCGGUUUUCUCCGGGAUUCGCUGGCCGCCGGUUAUCUACGGUUAACCGGAGGAAAUGGAGAUCCGCGUGCAUUUUCAACUCUGGGAAAGAAACUGAAGGAGAGGGAAAGGGAGGUGGGUCGGAGUGGUUGAUACUUGAGAGAUGGGAAGUGCCAUGGGAAUGGCAGACAGUUUCUUUAACUUCGCUUGCUUGUGGUUUAAGUUUUGUUUUGACAGGAUUAACUGAGAUGGUAGCCAUACCUUAUCUAGGAAUCGAUGUUCAGAAGCUGAGCCUGGACGAAAAGGCUGAGAUUUUAUUCCUGGAUCAAGGGUUAACAACUGCAGUGGUACUUGCUGUCAUAUUCACCGUUGCCAGAACAUUUGAGCCACUUCCUCUAGACAUUUUGCGUUAUGAUUUGAAAGAACCCUUUAACUUGCAAAAAGGAUGGCUCGUGUGGAGUGGGAUCGGUCUGGUUGGUGCUGUUGGCGCUAUUGCGUUAACAGGUGUUGCUUUGUCCUUAUUCAGGACAGAGGCACCAGAAAGAGAGGUAGACUCUUUGAUGAAGCUUCUCCCAUUAAUUGGAUCCUCAAACAUAAGCACGUUAAGCUUAGUGGGGAUAACUGGAGUCCUUGCUCCACUUCUUGAGGAGACAGUGUUUCGCGGUUUCUUCAUGGUCUCUCUUACCAAAUGGGUUCCGACCCCAAUAGCGGUCAUCAUCAGCUCAGCUGCGUUUGCACUUGCGCACCUCACACCCGGUGAAUUCCCACAGUUGUUUAUGCUAGGAUCGGUUUUGGGAUUAUCGUAUGCGCAGACCCGCAAUCUCAUAACCCCGAUGGUCAUACACGGUUUCUGGAACUCGGGAGUUAUUUUGCUGCUCACUUUCCUUCAGGUCCAAGGGUAUGACAUCAAGGAACUAUUGUUGCAGGGAAACUAGCAAGAGAUUGAGUAUUGAACUGUAGACUCGUCACGGUCGUUCCCCUAUAAAGUGAAAUGCUUGUAAUGCCCACUAAAAAGCUCAAUGCUAAAUUACAAAAGAAAGGAAGCAAAAACAUUCACAUU
This is a messenger RNA of Raphanus sativus (radish), 1221 nucleotides long. RefSeq lists its product as uncharacterized. The transcript is spliced from 10 exons. The coding region runs from base 77 to 1096 and encodes 339 amino acids. Gene Ontology annotation, cellular component: membrane. Gene Ontology annotation, biological process: CAAX-box protein processing. Gene Ontology annotation, molecular function: metalloendopeptidase activity. Lineage: Eukaryota; Viridiplantae; Streptophyta; Magnoliopsida; Brassicales; Brassicaceae. The record is from RefSeq and is a predicted model, not a curated record.